Malaya genurostris is the source of this 1311-nucleotide messenger RNA. Its product is annotated as sporozoite surface protein 2-like. The coding region runs from base 1 to 1311 and encodes 436 amino acids. The record is from RefSeq and is a predicted model, not a curated record. NCBI's taxonomy places the organism in Eukaryota, Metazoa, Arthropoda, Insecta, Diptera, Culicidae. The transcript has 4 exons.
AUGAGACAUAAGACAAGUAAGCCAAGUAAGCCAAGUAAGACAAGUAAGCCAAGUAAGCCAAGUAAGCCAAGUAAGCCAAGUAAGCCAAGUAAACCAAGUAAACCAAGUAAGCCAAGCAAGCCAAGCAAGCCAAGUAAGCCAAGCAAGCCAAGUAAGCCAAGUAAGCCAAGUAAGCCAAGUAAGCCAAGUAAGCCAAGUAAGCCAAGUAAGCCAAGUAAGCCAAGUAAGCCAAGUAAGCCAAGUAAGCCAAGUAAGCCAAGUAAGCCAAGUAAGCCAAGUAAGCCAAGUAAGCCAAGUAAGCCAAGUAAGCCAAGUAAGCCAAGUAAGCCAAGUAAGCCAAGUAAGCCAAGUAAGCCAAGUAAGCCAAGUAAGCCAAGUAAGCCAAGUAAGCCAAGUAAGCCAAGUAAGCCAAGUAAGCCAAGUAAGCCAAGUAAGCCAAGUAAGCCAAGUAAGCCAAGUAAGCCAAGUAAGCCAAGUAAGCCAAGUAAGCCAAGUAAGCCAAGUAAGCCAAGUAAGCCAAGUAAGCCAAGUAAGCCAAGUAAGCCAAGUAAGCCACGUAAGCCAAGUAAGCCAAGUAAGCCAAGUAAGCCAAGUAAGCCAAGUAAGCCAAGUAAGCCAAGUAAGCCAAGUAAGCCAAGUAAGCCAAGUAAGCCAAGUAAGCCAAGUAAGCCAAGUAAGCCAAGUAAGCCAAGUAAGCCAAGUAAGCCAAGUAAGCCAAGUAAGCCAAGUAAGCCAAGUAAGCCAAGUAAGCCAAGUAAGCCAAGUAAGCCAAGUAAGCCAAGUAAGCCAAGUAAGCCAAGUAAGCCAAGUAAGCCAAGUAAGCCAAGUAAGCCAAGUAAGCCAAGUAAGCCAAGUAAGCCAAGUAAGCCAAGUAAGCCAAGUAAGCCAAGUAAGCCAAGUAAGCCAAGUAAGCCAAGUAAGCCAAGUAAGCCAAGUAAGCCAAGUAAGCCAAGUAAGCCAAGUAAGCCAAGUAAGCCAAGUAAGCCAAGUAAGCCAACAAAGUCAGCCCGACUGAUCUGCUUGCGUACUGAGCUUAAGCUAGCCGUCGGACGAACGGAUGAUUUGAGCAGUACCCAACGGAAGCGCGUCUUGACGCCGGUAACGACGAUGGCAAUGACGUGGACGUGCGGAACGGGGACGGCGGUAGUGACAAGGGAACCGGUUUUCAUAUAUCCCAAGAGCAAUGCAACAUCGUUGAAAAAUACUACAAAUAACAAGGAUCCUAAGUUACUACCUUACGGAACACCUGAUUUGCCAAGAUUGUAUACGGUGGUUGACAGUAUCGAUCUGUUGCAAGUGUUUUUUGUAUGA